AUGGCGCACGUGCUCGCUGCUGCCGACCGAGAGCUCUGCCCCCCGUCGCCGGGGAGGAGGGAGAAGAUAGCCGUUGGCGCCGAUCACGCGCGCGCGCUCAGCACGGUACGGCCUGCUGCCGCACUGAAUGGGGUGAAGAUUGGAUUCUUUCCGGCCCUGGCCCUGGCCCGCACGCCCAGGGCCUCGUACCGUAGCGCCGCUCUGCCCCUCAACCUCAACAUCCUAGAGUUAGUGCUACUGGUAGACCUGUUAGUGGCAAUGGGAUUGAGGAGCAGCAACCGACGCAGCGUCGGGUCAAGAGGCGGCGGCGGCGUCCUCGCGCUAUCACUGCUGCUCGUGCUUCUGCUCCAGCACGCGGCGGCGCCGGCUCACGGACAGUCGCCGUCCUCCUCCGACGGCGUGCCGAUCGCGCAGGCGGACCUGCAGGCCCUGCGGGCGAUCGGGCAGGCGCUGGCGGCCCCGCGCGGGCUCCUGCGCGGCUGGAACGGCACCGGCCUCGACGCCUGCUCCGGCGCCUGGGCGGGCGUCAAGUGCGCGCGCGGCAGGGUCGUGGCCCUCCAGCUGCCCUUCAAGGGCCUCGCGGGCACGCUCUCCGACAGGGUCGGCCAGCUCGCCGCCCUGCGCAAGCUCUCCCUCCACGACAACGCGCUCGGCGGGCGGGUCCCCGCCGCCGUCGGCCUCCUCCGCGACCUCCGCGGCCUCUACCUCUUCAACAACCGCUUCUCCGGCGCCGUGCCCCCCGCGCUCGGUGGGUGCGCGCUCCUGCAGACACUCGACCUCAGCGGCAACGCGCUCUCCGGGACCAUCCCGUCGGCGCUCGCCAACGCCACCCGGCUCUACCGGCUCAGCCUCGACCACAACAACCUCUCCGGCCCCGUGCCAACCAGUCUCACAUCUCUCCGCUUCCUCGAAUCUCUUAGCCUCAACAACAACAAUCUCAGCGGCGAGAUCCCGUCCACCAUUGGGAACCUCUCGACGCUCCAGUUCCUAGACCUUUCAGACAACCUGUUAGCUGGUACCUUCCCUCUCUCCAUCUGCAACGUGACCUCCUUACUAGAACUCAACCUCGACGGCAAUCGCGUCGGAGGCCACAUUCCUGACGCCAUCGACGGGCUCAAGAACCUCACCAAACUGUCCCUUGGAAGAAACCUCCUCGACGGGGAGAUUCCGGCGACGGUCGGCAACCUCUCGAGGCUGUCUUCUCUCGACGUCUCCGAGAACAACCUCACCGGAGGGAUUCCGGAGUCCCUGAGCAGCCUUGCUAACAACCUCGGCGCUCUCAACGUGUCCUACAACAGCCUCUCGGGCCCUGUUCCCGUGGCUCUCUCCAGCAAGUUCAACUCCAGCUCCUUCGUGGGGAACCUUCAGCUCUGCGGGUUCAAUGGCUCGGCCAUCUGCACCUCCGCUUCGUCUCCGGCGGCCAUGGCGCCUCCUCCUCCGCUCCCCGCCAAGACCAGGAAGAUCAGCAAGAAGGAACUCGUCAUUGCCGUCGCAGGCAUCCUCUUCCUCUUCUCCCUGCUCUUCUGCUGCGUCCUCAUCUUCUGGAGGAAAGAUAAGAAGGACAGCGCGUCGGCUAAGAAGAAGGGCGCCAAGGACACGACGACAUCCAAGGAGGUCGGGAAGCCCGGCGGUGGAGGCGGUAAGGGGAGCGAUGCUGGAGGUGACGGCGGCGGAAAGCUGGUCCACUUCGACGGUCCUCUCUCGUUCACGGCCGACGACCUGCUGUGCGCCACCGCGGAGAUCCUGGGGAAGAGCACGUACGGGACGGUGUACAAGGCGACCAUGGAGGACGGCAGCUAUGUCGCCGUGAAGCGGCUCCGGGAGAAGAUUGCUAAGAGCAGCAAGGAGUUCGAGACCGAGGUGAACGCGCUCGGGAAGCUCCGGCACCCCAACCUGCUCUCUCUCAGGGCCUACUACCAUGGGCCCAAGGGCGAGAAGCUCCUCGUGUUCGACUUCAUGACCAAGGGCAACCUCGCGUCUUUCCUCCAUGCUCGCACACCGGAGAGCCCACCAGUGAGCUGGCCGACGAGGAUGAACAUCGCCGUGGGCAUUGCGCGGGGGCUGCACCACCUGCACGCCGACGCGACCAUGGUGCACGGCAACCUGACGAGCAACAACAUCCUCCUGGACGAGGACAACAACGCCAAGAUCGCAGACUGCGGCCUGCCACGGCUCAUGAGCGCCGCGGCCAACAACAACGUGGUCGCCACGGCCGGCGCACUCGGCUACCGCGCGCCCGAGCUCUCCAAGCUGAAGAAGGCCAACACCAAGACGGACAUCUACAGCCUGGGCAUGAUCAUGCUCGAGCUCCUCACCGGCAAGUCGCCGGGGGACACCACCAACGGGCUCGACCUGCCGCAGUGGGUGGCCUCGGUCGUCGAGGAGGAGUGGACCAACGAGGUGUUCGACCUUGAGCUCAUGAAGGACGCCGCCGCGGGCUCCGAGACGGGCGAGGAGCUCGUGAAGACGCUGAAACUCGCGUUGCAUUGCGUCGAUCCUUCGCCGGUGGCACGGCCCGAGGCGCAGCAGGUGCUGCGGCAGCUCGAGCAGAUCAAGCCCUCGAUGGCGGUCUCUGCCAGCUCCUCCUUCACCGGCGAGGCGAGCCAUACUACCGCGACCGGUACUACCAUCACCGAUGAUACGAAGUCCACUACCGGCACAGAGUAG
Molecule: messenger RNA, 2667 nt
Organism: Lolium rigidum
Lineage: Eukaryota; Viridiplantae; Streptophyta; Magnoliopsida; Poales; Poaceae
Product: probable leucine-rich repeat receptor-like protein kinase IMK3
Exons: 3
Coding region: 1-2667 (888 amino acids)
Biological process (GO): protein phosphorylation
Molecular function (GO): protein kinase activity; protein binding; ATP binding
Source: RefSeq, a predicted model, not a curated record